Molecule: messenger RNA, 3207 nt
Organism: Baudoinia panamericana UAMH 10762
Lineage: Eukaryota; Fungi; Ascomycota; Dothideomycetes; Mycosphaerellales; Teratosphaeriaceae
Exons: 2
Coding region: 1-3207 (1068 amino acids)
Molecular function (GO): ATP binding; ATP-dependent chromatin remodeler activity
Source: RefSeq, a predicted model, not a curated record
AUGCGCGCGGAAGAGGCCAAAUCUCAGAAGGCGGCAACCGAGUCAGGGCGCCAUUCCCCAGUCGAUUCGGCGCGCAAUAGCCCUCCAGCGUUCCGUCCAGUAGCUCAUACUCGUGGCCAGCGUCGCGGAGAUGCAGCAGCAGCGAUAUUUGCCAAGCUUCGUGCGUCAUACGAGAAGAAGACGCGUGAUGGCACAGUCACUUGGCAAGAAGACAUCGAAUUCAUGAAGUUGGAGGGUGCCGAGGACGCGCGUCUUCGCAAGCUCGAAGCCGACGAAGAGUACGACCGUCAGCCAUCCCCAGUCGCGGCUACGGCCACGAGUGCCCUGUUUAUGUCGGACGAGGAGCUUCCAGGCCUACCGCAAAGCGAUGACGAUGCCUCGGACGACGAGCCAGAGCCGCGCAAGAAGCGCAAGCGUGGUGUUCGUACCAGGGAUGUAAGCGACGAUGACGACGACAACGAUCGUCCAGCUCCAAAGCGCGGCCGUGGGCGUCCUAAGGGAAGGAGAGCUGGCAAGAAUCCCAAGCUCAUGGGUGCGGACGUAGGAGAGGAUGACAUCGACGAGGUCCUCAACCGAGCCCGUAGCAGUGGGAAGAAGGGGAAGGCGGCAGGUGCCGGCAAGAAGAAGACAGCGCUUGCAGCGAAGGGCAGAACGCAGAAACGCAAGUCCGAGGCCACGAUGACUAAUCUGAACAGCAUUAUGGGCACUAAUGUCUUCAACGAUGCGCAGGCUGUCAGCGGUCUGGCGAACCAGCCAGUACAUUCUGGCGUCCGCCGGAAGGACAAGGCUCUUGCAGCGCUGCUUGCAAGCAUCCCCGAACCCGAUCAGAAGAUCGGCAAACAAGAUCAGAAGUACCUCGACAAUGCGAUCCGAGACUUCACCGGCCAAGGUUCGGUGAAGGCCGCUCCUGACGGUAACUGGGAGCUCAAGGGAAUGAAGACCACCUUGAAGCACUAUCAGGUCAUGGGCGUAGCUUUCAUGCGUCGUCGCGAGAGGGAUAGCUAUGAGCCCAAGGGCGGCAUCCUGGCCGAUCAGAUGGGAUUGGGUAAGACUAUCAUGAUGCUGGCAAACAUCAUCAAUGGCAAGCCGCCAGAGAAGGAGGAGCACCGAGCAACCCUGAUCGUUGCCAGCCCAGCCCUGGUAAGCCAGUGGCGAGCCGAGAUCGAGAAGCAUUCGUGGAGCAAGCGCGAAAACAAGCAUGGCAUCGGCACUAUCAUUGAGUCGCGGGCCGGGUGUCGUCUCCAAUCUAAUAACAGUGAGGAAUUGCUUGAGCAAGCAGACAUCGUUCUGACGACCUACCACGAGGUUGGGCAGAGUUAUCCAAAGGCCAUCUUCCCGCCACAGCUUGUCACAUCGAAGCAAAAGGAGGAGUGGUGGAAGCAUCAUUACGAAGAGAACCGUGGUAUUCUACACCGCGCCAGGUUCUAUCGCGUGGUCCUGGACGAAGCUCAUGCAAUCAAGAAUCACAAAGGUCACAUAUCGAAUGCCUGCCGUGGUCUUACCGCAAAGCAUCGCUGGGCGAUUACUGGAACGCCUAUCAUGAACAAUAUCAAGGAGUUCUACCCGUACUUCAAGUUCCUACAAGAGCCGAACACGGGGAGCUAUAAGCUUUUCAAGGAGAACUUCUGCAGUCCUGAUGACCCGGACGGCAUAGUCAAGCUGUCGGCCUUUUUGAGGAAAUUCAUGAUCCGCCGCACUCACCUCGAUCGGCUUUUCAAUGCCCGCUUGCUGGAUCUGCCUACGCCAACAGAGCACACCCAGUGGCUCGAGUUCAGCGAUGUGGAGCGUCAAGUCUAUGAAAUCGUGAAGCGUCGCUUUAUCGAACGAAUCAACAGCAUCUCCAGAGCAGGUGGUCGUAACGGCCUGGAGAAGCAGUACUCCCACAUCUGGACCAUGAUUCUUCGUCUGCGGCAGAUUGUGGAUCACAUAUUGCUCGUCCAAGUCACGGUGUGUGAUCUGCUGGAGCGUUCCGACUUCGAGAAGCUGGACAGGAUCACCACUGACGAGGACGAUGCGGAAGACGGCACCAACAUCCUUCUCCACCUACGCGAAGUACUCAAGAAGAGCAAGAGCUCUCUUGCUGGCAACAGUGCGACCUCAGGGGCGAUCAUCACGGAAGACGAUACCGCGCACAUCGGCAGGAUCGACAUGGAUCCCGAUGAGGACAGUGGUGGCAGACACGGAAAAACCUUCCGGUUCCGCAGAUACCUUGAAGAUCUGAUGCAUUCCGACCAGUGGGAGAAAAUUCGAGAUCGGACAGUCUGCGCUGCCUGCCGUCAGCCACCCCAAGACCCGCAUGUAACGAGCUGCCUGCACAUCUACUGUGCCACAUGCGCCCUUGAUCUGCAGGCUUACGCCGCCCGUCGUGGCUCGGAUCAGGCGAAAUGCUCCGAAUGUGGUGAAGCCUACACCUCACUCGAUGCUUGCAAAGACGUCACGGACUUUGUGCGGUCGGAAAGCUCUCGCGCUUCCGCCACCCCAGCGGCAAGUCAGACACGGACGAAGGGCAAGAAGAGGGAUGAUAUUGGAAAUAUGUCAGAUUGGAUCGGCAUGGAUGGCGAAGUGCUGCCAAGUGCGAAGACACGCGCUACGAAAGCUCAGCUACUCAACUGGUUCGAGGAGGAUCCCGAGGUCAAGGUCAUCAUCUACAGCCAAUUCCUGCCCAUGAUAAGGAUUCUGAAGAAGAUGUGCGCAACCGAAGACUGGGGCAAGGAAGCCGUGGUCGAAUAUACCGGAAACAUGAGCCACGACUCCCGAGCGAAAGCGAUCAACGAGUUCGAGGCCGACCCGGCGAAGAAGAUUAUGCUAGCCUCGCUCAAGUGCGGUGGGCUUGGCUUGAACCUGACUAUGGCUUCAAGGGUCAUCUGCGUCGACCCGUGGUGGAACAAUGCCGUGACGCAGCAGGCGUUCUGCAGAGUCUACCGCAUUGGCCAGGUGAAGGAGACCAAGCUGACGUCGUUCUGCGUGCGCAACAGCAUUGACGAAGCGAUGCACAACUUGAAGGAGAAGAAGCAGAUGGAGAUUGAUGAGGUGAUGGACGACAAGCGUCGGCAGAACCUGACGGUGAACGAGCUCAUGAGACUAUUCGGUCCGGUUGGCGAGGAUGAUGACGGGAAGCCAUUCAUCUUCCCUGAGAAGUCGGGUGAAGAUGACGACCAUCCGGGGAUUGCGAAUUCGGACGAUGAGGAUCUUGGCAAUGAGGCUUAG